AGGGUUUACAAGGUUUAUUGAUUUAAAUUUAUUUAUUUCUAAUAGUGAUCAUGUUUUACAUAUUGUAGGACUGGUUUGAGUGCGAUAAUGACAAGCUUUUUGAUGAAGUAUUGAUUCGAGAUGCUCGAGAGUCCUACAACGAUUGGAAAAGUGAUUUAUCUGUGUAUUUCAAGAACAAAGGAGGAAUGCAAGCUAAGAGACCUAUAAAUGUACGAAGUGAUGAGCAAUGGCAGAAGUGUUGUGAGAGAUUCAAUUCUACGAAGUUCAAGGAAAUUUCUUCAAAAAACCUACAAAAUAGAGAAGCAAGUGAUGAUAAAAGUGGGCAUGAGAGAAAAUCAUAUGCCCAAUACAUGCACGAAAAAGAUGAUCCAAAAACUGGUGAGCAGUACUCAGCUCUUGAAAAUUGGAAAGAUCAACGUUUGACUCGUAGUGGCGAAUGGAGAACAAAAGAAGCACAUGAAAAAUAUACUCAAAUGAGCGAAGAGUACCAAACACAGCUAGGACAAACAGGGUCAUCGUCUUCAAUAAAUGAGAUUCAUAUUAUGCACCGGAACUUGAGAAGAUAUCGCGGACGCCAAAGCGGAGUGGGUCCUACCCUAUCAAAGGGUGCA
This is a messenger RNA of Cuscuta europaea, 611 nucleotides long. The record is from the annotation of a GenBank genome assembly. NCBI's taxonomy places the organism in Eukaryota, Viridiplantae, Streptophyta, Magnoliopsida, Solanales, Convolvulaceae.